This is a messenger RNA of Podarcis muralis (Common wall lizard), 2350 nucleotides long. RefSeq names its product E3 ubiquitin-protein ligase TRIM39-like. The record is from RefSeq and is a predicted model, not a curated record. Gene Ontology annotation, molecular function: protein binding; zinc ion binding. Lineage: Eukaryota; Metazoa; Chordata; Lepidosauria; Squamata; Lacertidae.
ACCCUUUGGCGUCACGCUCGUCUCCGCGUUGCGCUGCGUCUUCACUUUCGCUUUCGCCCGUCUCCUGCAAUCUGUUCUUCCUCGGUUUGCAGGGAUCCAGGCUGCGGCGGCAGAAGGGAUCCUCCGUCUUUGGACCCCAAAUUGACCUCUACCGCGGCGAGGCGGGACUCUCUUUCUCCCGCACUGCCCAGACCGCGCAUUUUGCGCGCAAGGAGGCGCACCCAUGGCCGCCGCCGCCGGGGACCCCUCCAAAACUCUCCAGGACGAAGCGACCUGCUCCAUCUGCUUGGAUUACUUCUGCGACCCGGUGAUGAUCAUCGCUUGCGGGCACAGCUUUUGCCGAGCCUGCAUCGCCCAGUGCCCGGAGGGGCCGAGCCGCGACCUCUCCUCUUGUCCCCAGUGCAGGAUCGCUUUCCCCCGGGGCCACCUCCGGCCCAACAGGCACUUGGCGAAUAUGGCCGAAGCGAUCCAGCGCCUCCGCCUGCAGAGCCUCUGCCUGGCCGAAGGGGAGCCCAAGAAGGAAGCGCCGAAGUUGUGCGGGAAGCACUACGAAGCCCUCCGGCUUUUCUGCCUAGAGGACCGCGCCUUCAUCUGCUUGGUCUGCAGGGAAUCCCGGGCGCACAAAGCGCACGUCGCCCUCCCCAUCGACGAGGCUGCCCAGGAUGCUAAGGAUCACCUCCAAAGCUGCCUAACAACCUUGAAGAAGGAGAGAGAUGAAAUUUUGAAGGGGAAAUGGUGCAGUGAGAGAGAAAUUCAGGAAAUGAAGAAACGUGUGGGAAGCCUCAGGACUCAAGCUGCGGGAAAGUGGGAACUGCUAGAUGCGUGUGAAGAGAUCAUGAAGUCAAUCGACAAAAUAGCCAGCGAAUUCUCAGAGCGCAGUUCUCAUCUUGCCAAGCUGAUUAAAGAGGCAGAGGAGAUGUGUCUGAAGUCUGCCUUUGAACUCCUGAAGGCUAUGGAUCCCUUGCUGAGCAGGUGCAACACAGAAAUAUAUGGGAAACCCAAAGCUGAUCUGAAUAAAAAAGUUGAGUGGCUUAAUGAAAAACUACAGCUGGUGCAGACCAAGUUGUGUGAGCUUUCAGCACCUCCAAAACUGGCCAGUCCGAGAGCAGGAGGCGUGCCACAGCAACUCAGUCAGCAGGAAUGUACUUCUGUUUUUGUCUAUACAGCAUCUCCCGCAGACUAUUUUACUCCUAAGAAGGGGAAAUCAAAAUGGAUAAGAGAAAACAUGGUGUUUGAUCCGGAAACAGCCCAUCCCCGCUAUAUUGUGUCUCCAGAUGGAAAAGCAUUAUGGUGGGGAAAUGUCCGUCAGAACUACCCCUACAGUUCAAUUCGGUUUGAAUACGCCCGCUGUGUACUUGGAAUGUGGGGAUUCAGCUCCGGGAAACAUUAUUGGACGGUGGAUGUCCGAAAUGUCAACCAUUGGGCUGUGGGCGUAGCCAGAGGGUCUGUGGAGAGGGAUAGGGAAAUUAAUUUUGAACCCUAUGAAGGGAUCUGGGCAGUGGGCUUUAGCCGCCAUGAUCAGUUCAAAGCUCUGACUUCACCUCCUAUCUAUUUGGACCCAGAAGAGGGCCCAGCACAAAUCCAAGUUUCUUUGAACUAUGACGCAGGGAAAGUGUCUUUUUAUGAUGCUGAAGAUAACACCUGCCUCUUCAUUUUCGACUCAAUUGAUUUUGAUGGGGAGGAAGUUUUUCCCUUUUUCCGGAUUGUCGAUUCAUCAGCUUGCCUCCAGCUGUGCUAUUAAAGCACAUGGUCCUUGGCCUGUGCUUUGCCUUUCCUGGGUUCUCGGACGAGUCCAGGUGUUAGUUCCAAAGAGCAGCAGAUAUCCCUUUGGAAGUCUGUACAGGCUGCAGUUUCCAUCCCAUGCUGCUGUCCCACAUUCCCCUUCAACAAAGGACCAUGGUGUUUUGGCUUGACUGUGCAGACGAUUGCUUUAUAAUCCAGUACAGAAAAGGAGCACUACAGUAUUGCAAAUAAUGUUACUUUAAUUUUGCACCCUCUCGGUGGUGCCAGUGGGGGAUUUCCUCCCACUGCAAAUAGCGGCUUCAGAGGAGGGAUUAUACUUGGGACCAAAGCAAAGGGUUAAAUCCCCCACCACUUUUGGGGGGAUUCGAAUAAUCAUUAGCUUCUCCUCUCAGUAUUUUGCAGCUUUAUAAACCUGCAUUUUUAAUGCUAAAUGAACCAAAUAUUGUCUAUUUUUGACCCUUAGUCUUCCCAUAUAUUAACUCUACUAUUUGUUAGCAUAGAACUGUAGCUUUUUACUUUUAAUGAACUUAUGAUUUGCUGUCGCCAUUGCAGUCUUUAAUCAUUUCAUUAAUCUUUCAAUAAAGUUUUUUUUUAAAAAUCCUUUUAA